AUGGAAGGAUUGAAAUGCCCAAAAGUAUAUAGAGAUAUUAAAUAUGAGAAGCUUAGAGCAAUCAUAGACUGUACUGAGUUCAACGUCGAGAAGCCAUCAUUACCAGAACACAUUCAAAUUAUUGGUUUCACUUUCACCGUUUGCCACUUCAAUUUUUUGUCAAAAUUGUACACUGGCUGUAUAAGUGACAAAGAAAUUGUGCAAGCAAGUGGUUUCCUGGAAUUACUCCAACCUGGGGAUUGUGUGAUGGCAGAUAAAGGAUUUAAUAUCCAAGACCUGCUAGCUGUCUGUAAUGCACGUCUUAUAGCUCCACCGAUUUUGGCUAAAAAUAAGGAAUCUGCACAUGCAUCAACAGCCACAAGAAGAGUUGCAAGAGCAAGAGUACACGUAGAGAGCAUGAUAAGAAAACUGAAAUGUUAUAGGAUUUUAAAGGGUGUCAUAACAUUGUCACUUAAAGGUUACAUCACAUCGAUAGUGAGUGUUUCUGCUGCCUUAGUUAACAUGCAACCAAUUCUAAUUAGGUUUGCGAGCGACUUCUGA
Molecule: messenger RNA, 540 nt
Organism: Paramuricea clavata
Lineage: Eukaryota; Metazoa; Cnidaria; Anthozoa; Malacalcyonacea; Plexauridae
Source: the annotation of a GenBank genome assembly